This is a messenger RNA of Myotis daubentonii (Daubenton's bat), 4838 nucleotides long. It is a transcript of the gene LRRC58, whose product is annotated as leucine rich repeat containing 58. Gene Ontology annotation, molecular function: protein binding. The record is from RefSeq and is a predicted model, not a curated record. Gene Ontology annotation, cellular component: cytoplasm. Lineage: Eukaryota; Metazoa; Chordata; Mammalia; Chiroptera; Vespertilionidae.
GCGCGGGAUUAAGGUCCGUCCCGCCUCUUCCGAGGAAGCUCUCGUUUCAGGUUCCGGGGCCGCGCAGCUCCGGGCCUGGGGGUCGCGCGCGGCGCUCUCCGGGUUCCGGGGCCGCGCGCCCCGAGGCGGGCGGGAUGGAGGAGGCCGGGGCGGCCGUGACCGCGGCCGGGGAGGCCGAAUUGAACUUGUCCCGCCUCAGCGUGUCCCCCGAGACGCUGGAGUCCGAGCUGGAGUCGCGGGGCGAGGAGCGGCGCGGCGCGCGGGAGGCGCUGCUGCGGCUGCUGCUGCCGCACAACCGUCUGGCGUCGCUGCCGCGGGCCCUGGGCAGCGGCUUCCAGCACCUCCAGCUGCUGGACGUGAGCGGCAACGCGCUGACGGCGCUGGGGCCCGAGCUGCUGGCGCUGCGCGGCCUGCGCACGCUGCUGGCCAAGAACAACCGGCUCGGCGGGCCCGGCGCGCUGCCCAAGGGGCUGGCGCGGUCGCCGCUCGCGCGCAGCCUCCAGGUGCUCAACCUCAGCGGGAACUGCUUCCAGGAGGUGCCCGCCUCGGUGCUGGAGCUGCGUGCGCUGCAGACCCUCAGCCUGGGGGGCAACCAGCUGCAGACCAUCCCGGCCGAGAUCGAGAACUUGCGGAGUUUAGAGUGUUUAUAUCUUGGAGGAAACUUCAUCAAAGAAAUCCCGCCAGAAUUAGCAAAUCUGCCUUCUCUAAAUUACUUGGUAUUAUGUGACAACAGAAUUCAAAGUGUACCUCCUCAGCUUUCACAGUUGCAUUCACUUCGAUCCCUCAGUCUUCACAAUAACUUGCUGACAUACCUGCCUCGAGAGAUCCUCAACCUUAUUCAUUUGGAAGAAUUGAGUUUGCGAGGAAAUCCGUUGGUUGUUCGUUUUGUUAGAGAUUUAACCUAUGAUCCUCCGACUCUCCUGGAAUUAGCUGCUCGGACUAUUAAAAUUCGAAAUAUUUCCUACACUCCCUGUGAUCUUCCUGGGAAUCUUCUUAGAUACUUGAGUUUAGCCAGCAAUUGCCCAAACCCAAAGUGUGGAGGAGUGUACUUUGACUGCUGUGUCAGACAAAUAAAAUUUGUGGACUUCUGUGGAAAGUACCGCCUCCCCCUGAUGCACUACUUGUGUUCACCAGAGUGCUCUUCGCCUUGCAGUUCCACAUCCCAGAGCGAAUCUGACUCGGAGGACGAAGCUAGUGUUGCCGCACACAGAAUGCAGAAAGUUCUUCUUGGUUGAAGAGUGCAGAGUGGAGUGAAACACUAAAAGACUGAGAAAAGGUUGUUAGAAAAGAAAGUAGACUGUGAGGUUCACUAGAAACAUUAUCUUCAUCUUGAAUGUCCAUGAAAGAGUCAGAGGUGAUAUAAAUAAAAGAUUUUAUGUAUCUACCCAUUCAGCAGGAAUGAGUCCAUUUCCAUGUUUGGAUUUUUUAAAUGGAAUUCACUCUGAAUGGCCGUUUUAAAUUUGGCUGUUUGUUAGCAGUUUUCACUCAAGUUUUGCAUAACUCCCACAGCAGACUAGAACAUUCUGAAGAGCAAUGCUAUAAUAAACCUUGAGUGGUAACAAUUAAGAUAAAGAAAUAAAUGAUCAAAGCUGUAUUAUUACCAGAGUUGUCCUUGGGUUUAGGUUGAACACUAUACCAUAAUAGAAUUAAUCCUCUUCAUAUAUUGCCCAUAUGUCUAAAUUACAGAGCUAUUCAGAUAAGCUCACAGAUGGUUACAUGGGCCCUAAACCUUUCUGACCCCACUAUCUGGUAAAGUAAGGGAUAUAACCUUAUGUGGGAUUUUAAAACUCUUCAGUUCUGCUCCUUUAUUUUAUAUGAUUGCUAUUACCCUUAGGUAAUCCAGCAAUGACUGUUAUAGUGCCUUAAAUCCUAGCUAGGAUUUGGAAGUUUAUGCAAGAGAUGAUGCCAGAGUAGCCUAUAACCUGCCAUACUAUGCAGAACACUGAAAUAUGCUUUAACAGAACUAGGUGAACAACUGUAUAUCUGACACCUGAGCUCAUUAUUACCUUACCUUCAUUUUUUGCGUAAACAUGAAGUAAACCCCUCACAAAUCACUUUUACACUUAAUGAGAGGCCUCACUCUUGAUCACUCUGUUCAUCAUAAGAGAAUAAUAGUUUUUGAUUGAAAAAAAAUUUGUCAGAUUUCUUUGGACAGACUAGAGAUUUAUGCAAGCUUCUUUGUAUCUUGCACAAAGUGGGAAAAUGACUUAAAAAUUUUAACAGUUAUGACUUUAUUGCCUGUGUGUACUGAACUAUAACUUUCUCUAGAUUUUAAAAAAAACACUAGAAAAACAUCACAACAAACCAAGUAAAAUUUGGGCAGCAGUCGUGUUUGUACACAGUAGAACAAUUUUCAAAAUCAGUUUAACCAUGGAAUAUUUUUAAAAUAUUUUUUAUAUUGAUAAAAAAAUAUUAGAUAAUCCUUAAAGUAUAGAAGAAAAAUGCUUUUACAGAUUACUCGCUAUUGGAAAUGACCAACUUUUUAUUAAUCAGCUUAAUAUGCAAUAAAAAUUGAGUAACAAUUUAGUAACAAGCUGGUAUUAUAAAAUAAGAUACACAACACAUACUAGCAAUCUUAGAUCAUUAAUCUCUAAUAGCAUGAUGUUUGGUAAAUGUUACCUAUACAGUAAUAUGCAGAUCAGAAAUGCAUUGCAAGCAGGAGGUGGCCUCCUUUCUGACUUGCUGGUAUUCAUGAAUGGGCACAUCAUUUCUUAAAGCAGAUUGUUUUACAGUAAUGAUAUGUAUAUGUAUUAGGUUUUUGUCAUGUAGUAUUUUUUUACUUUAGAAGAAAAUAUACUGUAGGGUAGUUUAGGGUUUGUCUGUUUAUUAUAUGUUAAUUCAUGAAACAACAUGAAAGUUUCAUGACUGCAGUUGUGAAACGCUGCUAUAAAGUAAAUCCCUUCCCCUUGUUAUAAUGUAGUAAGAUUCUUUUUUCCUUUUGAUUCAGAAACUUUCUAUGUCUAGUAUAGAAAUAGACGUAAUCUAGUAUAUUUCUACUGCCUAGCAAAGUAUGCAUGGGUCUUACAAUGGAAGUAAUAACAAGUCUUGUUUACUUCUCCAUUUGAACCACAGCAAGUUAUAUACUACAAACGUAUGAAUAGUAAAGAUGACUUAGGUAGUACCUAAGUGGUAAACUCAAAAUGUUUUGUAAGUGACUUAGUUUAGAUAUAUAAAAUAUUUUCAUAGAAAAUAAUGUAUUCAUAGUAAAAUACUCAAAUGAAUAGGACCAAAUUUUUCUGGCUUAAAUGCCUCAAUUUACUUUCAAAUUUAUUACAAGCUUCACCUAAGUAACAGCUUGGGUAAUCUUUUAAGAGUUAAUCUUUGUAAAAAAAUAAAAAUAAAAAAUGGAUAGGUAUGUAAAUAUGGUGUUCAACCUUACAUACCUCUUUCCAGCUUCCCAGAAAUAAGAUGCACUGAUUGAGCUUUUACAGAUGCAUAAAUAGGUCUAACCAGAAACAGUUUCUAGCUUUUGCUAUAUAAUGUAGAUGUAUAUAGCAAACUAUCAAAAUGUUUGCUAUGGUUCUCUAUAUGUGCAUUUGAAAACCUAAGAUCAGUGUCCAGCUGUCUUUCGUGACUUUUACUGAAAUCUACAUUAUAGUUGUUUUAUCUUUUUAAAAAAUCUUUUACAAGAGCUUUUUACCUUUUAACCUUUUAUAAGAGCUGCUAAUUCCUAAGAUUUCCCCCCUGUUUUUUACCCCUACCUUCCCUUUCUCGGUGACUAGAAAUUAAACCAGAAGGUGAGAUAUAAGGGACUUGAUAAUCUAGAAACCAGAUAGUCAGCUCCCCAAUCAUCUAGCUCACUCUGUAUUUAAAAUGAUAGUCUAUAUCUCUUUAGUUGUUAAGUCACAUAUUUGUGUUUAAACUAUAGUUGAUAAACUUUAACUAUCUUUUGAGAUGUAUAGAAUAUGCACUAAUUUUCAUAGUGAAAUAAGUAUGUUUAGCUCUACUUGGACAAUUUUAGUGACCAAAACUUAUGUGGAUAAAACUACUUAGCCAAAGCAUUAAAGUGUUUGGAAUGAAAUUCUUCAGUGCUAAUAUUUAAAAUUGAAAUGGAUACAUUGAACAUUCUUAGUAAUCUUUAUCCUUAGAAUACAGUUCUCAGUAUCAUGAAACUGAGAGGUGAAAUAGUCUUAGGAUUUUAGGAACUAGGAAAGUUUUGCUUUCAUGGUGCCAGAGAAUGGCUAACCUAAGGACAAGCUAGUCAGGGUUGUCAGUAUUCCCUGUAUUUGAAUAGGGAAUAUAGGUCUGGGGGGUUACCGUUCAUAUUUUACUUUUAAAUGUGUGCCAGAGGAGUCUCUUACUAAAAUUCUUGAUACCUGGAACUUUGGGCUAUGAAAUUUGAAAGAAAAGACUUGCAUUGUAAAUUGUAACUCAAAUUUGAGAAAUUUUUGUAUUGAUGUAAAUAAAAGUUAAAGACAGUUCACACUAGUGCAGUAUAACACUGCAGACCAAUUCCACACAAACAUUGUGAAUAUCAGUUUUAAACAAGAAAGAGGGAAAAGGCUCAUUGUUGGAGUAUGAAAUGAAAGAAAUCUUUUAAAGCAACAAAGGGCAGGGAAAUAGAAGUUACCAGGGAUAUCCCUGAGCAAAGAAAGUUCUUUAAAGUAAUAGUGAAUUGUUUUAAAAUUAAGUUGCCAGACUACCAUCUGAAAGCCUUUCUCGUUGAUUUCUUUAGUUUCUGCUAUUGGGAUAUUGCCCACAUUCCUCCAUAAUGAAGGGCCAGCAAGUAAUAAGAUUUUCCUGUAGCCAACCUUGCUCUUUCCAAAGGGAGUAAGUAAUACCUCAUUAACCUGGAAUUUGUGGUACAGUCUUGGUUAAUGUUUACCUUUGCACUAUGG